This is a messenger RNA of Camellia sinensis, 621 nucleotides long. The record is from RefSeq and is a predicted model, not a curated record. Lineage: Eukaryota; Viridiplantae; Streptophyta; Magnoliopsida; Ericales; Theaceae.
AUGGAACAAGUCUUGAACCAGAUCCAACGAGAUUAUCUCUUGAAAUGGCCACAACCAUUGCGGUCUCCUUCUAAUCGGCGAGACCAGUCCAAGUACUGCCGUUUCCAUCAGGACCACGACCACAAUACCGAGGAGUGUGUUAACCUUAAAGACCAAGUCGAGAGCUUGAUACGCCAGGGACGUCUCAGCCGGUUCACGGCGGCCCGGCCUCACCAACGGCCAAGGACCGAACCUACCAAAAACAACCACCAACACACCCCUCCUCGACGACCCGCCCAACCUAACCAAGGCAAUGAUCGACCCCCACAGCAACCCCGAGCACAAGGCAACCUUGCCUUCCCAGUUGGAGAGAUCAGAGUUAUUGCCGGCGGGCUGGCAUGUGGUGGACCAUCCCAUUUGGCCCAACGGGCAAAACUCAGAAAGAUCCGGCAGGGUUCCAAUAAAGAGGUUGCGACAUUGGACCGCCCCUUCAAACACCCCAAACAGUGGAUGGAACCCAUCACCUUUACGGAGGCCGAUUGCACAGACGUUCGUUACCCCCAUGACGACCCCCUUGUCAUUUUUGCUCUCCUGUCCAAUUACAAAGUCAGACGGGUGCUUGUCGAUAACGGUGGCUCUUGA